AUGGAUAGCCGUCGUGCCGUUCUCUUUCUCGUGUUGCUCUUCUUCCUCUUCACCACCCCAGAUCCGCACCCACAAGCUCCAUUAACAAAAGAGGAGCUCCAGAAGAAAAUAGAUGAGGAGCAACAAGCUCUGUCAUUCCUCAACUCUUCGAACUAUGGCGACUUUGACAGCCAAAACGAACGUUGGCUGCCGCUUACGGGGCUAACGAAAGAAGAUGGCUUCGCCUGGGGCCUGUUGCCCGAAGUGCAGCACAGAGCUAGGGAACAGCUUCAAUCUAUCCUUCAGUCUUUAGGGAUUUUAGCCUUGGGGCCUUUGAACUCCUUAUCGCCCGACUCUAGUCUCACGAAUUUGACCCUUCCUGUAUACCGAAAUGUAACCGGCAGAGUGCGAGGGGACUGGGUAAGAUGGAAAGAACCAGAGUCAGCGAAUCGCCCACACCUGAAUAUGACCUCUAUUGCGAAAAAAUACCCUCUUUUUGUGCGUGAAUUUGGUCAUAAUGUCACCACAGAUGAGGGCCGGCUGGUGAUUGACUUCCACGAACGGGCCGAGGUUGGCGAAGCCAUGAGUGUCAAUGGCGUACCGGUUCGCGAAAUCGAGGCACAUAUAAUGGUUGAAAUGAACGACUCCCUCGGAGAAACAUGGGCUAUGACAGUGUUUGGGCUGCACUUUGAAGCCACCGGGGCAAUGGUGCUGACGACCUCCAGUGACAAAUUUGCCGGACUAAUGGCGUUGCCUCACAUGACUCUAUCAAGAGACAGCUUUGAAGUUUCGCGCCAGCUACUUAAUAGGUCUCUUCUUAAUUCCCUGGGAGAAGAUAAAGCUCUACAGGAGCGGUACCUACCUUGGGCCUCGUUAUCUCAUCCUGCUGACAAGCUACCUUUUCCCUCCCCGAAGUGUGAAUACGUUGUGUACCUCCAACAACAUCCGGUCAUUAUCAAUAAUGAGGUAGCCCAGGAAUCUAUGAUAGGUACAAUUGAGAGUGAACUACGGUUUCCCAAGGGGACUCCAAUCCCCGACGCACCGCCAAUGCUGAUGUCUGCUUCAAUGUUUUCACCUGACUGCGGCUUUGUCCUAGAAUCUAAAGGAUCUCCUGCAUAUGCGCCUAGUGAUAGGCUCUAUAUAUCUGGCUUGAAGCGAGAGGAGCACUCCAAAUAUGCCAAGAGAUUCAUCGUUAUUGUUGCCGGUACUUUCAUACUUCAGAUUCAUUUAUUAAUGCGCCAGAUGAAGGAGUCGUCCACACCAUCCACCCGAAGUCGAGUAAGCUUUUUUACCAUAGCAAUGAUGUCUACUGGAGACUACCUUUUUAUAUCAUUUGUACUUGUGAAGCUGUGGUCCGAAGCUUCAUGGCUAUUGUUGGUAGCCACCUCCUUUCUGGCCUUAUUUUCUAUCAGCUUUCUGGGUAUGAAGUUUCAAAUUGAAAUAUGGACAACUCAGGAGCCUGAACGUAGGACAACCAGCUCCUCUUCAUCGUCGCCUCCUUCCUCCCUGCCCAUGCCGGCGACUGUCCCCGAACCACGGGACACAGGCGCAACGCCAAUUACUCUUCCUCCAGAUCAGGAUAUGCCUGUCAAUGGCACUCCGCUGAACACUUUCCAGACCAUCGAGGGCGGAGUUAGUGCAGGGGCAAUGUAUACUCGCUUUUACGUUAUGCUCCCUACCUUGUUUCUGCUUUCAUCCUGGGCGGCUUUUUGGCCUACUCGACUCGCCGCAAUGUACGCCAAUAUGAUUUCCUUUAUCUACCUUUCCUUCUGGUCACCCCAGAUAUAUCGAAAUAUCAUGCGAAACUGUCGGAAGGCAUUUCAAUGGGAGUUUGUCGUUGGAGAAAGCAUUCUCCGUGUUUUCCCCUUCAUAUACAUCUAUCUCUUUCCACGAAAUGUCUUGAUGGUAACAUUAAGCUCCACUGAGAUAACCAUUUACGUAUCAUGGGUUUGGAUCCAGCAUUGGUUGCUCGUUAGCCAAAAUAUCUUGGGUCCGAGGUUUUUCAUUCCGAAGAGCUGGCUUCCGCCAGCAUAUGACUAUCAUCCAAUCUUACGGGAUGCAUCCGCCUCGGGGUCGGGCGAGGAUUUAGAGUCAGGAGAUACCCUCCCUGUCAGCUCACUUAGGGCCGAGCAGCGCGAUGUUCUAGUAACUUCCAAAGAAGAGGAUAAACCAGGCAGCAAAGAUCGAAAGAAAAAGGUGUUCGACUGUGCCAUUUGCAUGCAGGACAUAGAAGUUUCUAUUACUUCAACACCCGGAAAUGGGGCUGGAACCAGUGUAGCAGAAAAUGCCACCAACAUCCUGGCCAGACGUUCCUAUAUGGUCACUCCGUGCCGCCAUAUUUUCCAUAGCUCAUGUUUGGAGACUUGGAUGAGACUCAGAUUGCAAUGCCCUAUCUGCCGCGAAACGAUCCCACCGAUCUAG
This is a messenger RNA of Ophidiomyces ophidiicola, 2400 nucleotides long. RefSeq lists its product as uncharacterized. The transcript has a single exon. Bases 1 to 2400 code for a protein of 799 amino acids. NCBI's taxonomy places the organism in Eukaryota, Fungi, Ascomycota, Eurotiomycetes, Onygenales, Onygenaceae. The record is from RefSeq and is a predicted model, not a curated record.